UGUCCGGUUGCCGUGGAAACACUGGAGACACAUUGGACGCUGAAGGUGAAGUUUCGAACUUCUAGGAGGGUGAAUGCGAACAGCCUUUUCUCGAUAAACUUGAACCAUCUAGAAAGUUUCUUUGGUAGAGCAGCAGCUUAAAAUGAACAUUUCGGAGAGUCCUGAAGAGGUAUCGCCCUUAGCUGCUGAAAAUGCACCCCUGAAUACCUGGACAGAUGAGGAAACCGGGGAUGAUGAGCCUGGAGAGGAGGGUUUCAGAGAUGAAAAUAUGUCCUUUUCAAAUGCUGAAGAUGAGUUCACAGAAUUUGAUUCUUCCACAAGUUGCGAUGAGAUGGAGGCCGAUGUGGCCGCAGACAGCAGUAAGAAGAGCUAUGCCGAGAGAGCGCGGAUAUUCAAGCUGAGAAGAAACCUGGACCAGCUGGACUCGUUCUACAAACAGAAGGAGCACGAUGUCCUGAAAGCCAGGGAGGAGCUGAAGGCGUGUCGGGGGAGCAUCGUUGAGCUGGAGAAGCAGAGAGGCGAGGUGGAGAGAGACAUCGAGCAGCAGAGAGAGGCCGACAACACCGCCGCGGUGUUCCGCCUCCGGUCCCGGCACAGGCGGCUGUGCGCGGAGCUGCUCGCAGAGGAGGAGCUGGAGUCACACAUCGCCCAGGAGCUGAGAGCGCACGAGCUGGAGCUGUGUCAGGUGGAGGUGGAGAGGGGGCGCUUCUCUCCGCUGCGGCAGGAGGUGGAGCAGGAGGAGCAGGUCCUGGAGGCGGAGCGCGCGCGGAGAGCCGCCCGCCGCCUGGAGCAGGAGGACGCCGUCGCCCGGCGAGUUCGGCUCAGGAGGCAGCGGGAGAGGAGGAAGCAGAGGGACCUGGUGAAGGAGCAGGAGGAACGCCGUCGCCAGGCAGCGGAGGAGGCUCGGGCCAGCCACCUGAGAGCCUCCGUGUACUUCAAGGAGACCAUGAGCAGAAUUCGCCAGAAAGAGGCUGAGAAGGAGCUGCAGAGCCGGGAGAUGAUGGAGAGAAGGAUGCAGGCGGUGCUCUCGCUGAAGUCCAGUAUCACGGCCACACAGGAGAAGCUGCGCGCCAAGCAGGCGAGAGACAGGGCCUAUCCAUUAAAGCAGGAGGAGGAGGAGGAGGAGGAGAUGCCAGCCGCAGAGGAGCAGCAGGCCCAGAACAGAAACAUCACCAGACGCAAGCACCGGCAGAAGCAACCGCAGGGUUCCCAGAAAAAGAAAGAAUUGUUUGUGGAGCAGCAGAAAUCAAAAAAAGUUGAAACAAUCUCCAGGGUAUCACUGGAGGAGACCUUACACGAAAAACUCAAGAAAACUCGUUCUCUACUUUUCCCACCAACUCCACCAAGCCUCAAAAAGACGUCAGGACUGGAUGCUUCUGCAGAGAACCUAAGGCAGUCCCUGGAUGCAGAACGAGCACCAGCAAAGCCACAGAGACUGAGGCCUGACUGGCGCACACCGUCCCCCAUGUCAGACGAGGACAGCCGAAGUAGCGACGAUGGCGGCUCCGCCGUGUUCCACCCUGGCUCCGCCCACCCCGCUGGGAAUCUCAGGAGCGAGGAUGAGGAGGAAAGGGAAGAGGAAGAGUGCCUUGCCUUGCCUGAAUUCACGGGGUUGUGGGACCUGAAACACAGGGAUUACAAGGAUCUCCAGGACGAUGAAGUGUCCAUCUGUACUACAGUGCAUGAUGGGCUUGCCCUGGCGCAGGCCAAUCAGCAGAGAGCGCUGCUCAGGAAUAAGGCAGCGCUGGGAAAAGAGUUCAGGGGCUGCCCCUUCGUCAGCAAACCAGAAUUCAUUCAUUUCAAGGACUUUGAUGUUGGAAAGACGUACAAGAAGAAGAUUACGCUGACCAAUGUCACAUACUCCACAAACUACUGCAAACUGCUGGGUGUCACUGAGCUUCUGAAGGAUUUCAUUUCAAUACACUUUGAGCCGCCCGGUCCUAUGUCACCUGGAAUGGCCUGUGACAUGAUGGCCACCUUUAAACCAAUGAUAAAUAAAGAUUUGGAUGGAGAAGUGCAAUUUUUAUCUGCAGCUGGACCGUUUUCUGUGCCUCUCAGAUGUACCAUCAAGAAGUGUUCUCUCUCGAUCGAUUGCGGCCUCAUUGACUUCGGCACCCAUGUGGUGGGGGAGACAAUUUCACGGACAAUCACCCUGACCAACCAGGGGGCGGUGGGCACGUACUUCAUCCUGGUUCCCUCUGCCCACUCCGAACCCGAGCUGCCCGUCUCCGAGCCGGUCUCUCGGGAGGCACAGGUGACCCCCCAGGACCAGAGCGACCCAGGGGCUGUUCUGGAUGAGCGGGGGAGCGCUGUGCAGCAGGAGGGGGGAGAGUCUAAAACAGAGGAAAGGGCUCCCAAGCUUUCUGCUGCGAUAGAGUGCUCCAGCACAGAGCGCAAACAAUCCGCCGCGGGGGGCUCCUCAGUAAGAUGUCCGACUCCAGACGACCCCGAGGCGACGGGUCCGGACGGUUCUUCAAGGUCGGCGUCUUCCGAGCAGAUUGGAGCGGAGCUGCGGGAGUCCGGUCGGGAGGACAGCCUGGACUGCUGUGAUAUCAGGGCUGGAGAGGGGAGAGAAGGCGAAAUCGGGCCCUUCGGAUGCGUCAAGCUGCACAUCGUUUUCACGCCGACCGUGCUGGGAGAGGCCAAGAUGGACUUCCACAUCAGGUUCUCCGACCCCGACUGUCAGCCGAUCCCUAUCGCCGUGCGUGGGAUGGGGGUCUGCGUCCCCGUGUGGGUGGCUGAGCCCAACAUCGACCUCAAAAUCUGCAUGUACGAUCGACUCUACCAGGACAGCAUCGUGGUGCAGAGCAGGUCCAACACCGCGCUCAGGCUCACCUUCGAGGUGCGCAAGGAGCUGAGGAACCACAUGGAGGUCCUGCCGAAGACCGGCUACGUCCAGGCCAGGUCCAGCUUCAACGCGCAGCUCAAGUUCCUGCCCAGGUUUUCCUUGCCGGAGGAUGCUGAGGGCUUCUUCGACAGAGAGACGGGAGUUCUGGAAGUCCCGAUGUCAGUGCAAGUGGCCGAUCAGGUCCGUCCUGUUGCGUUCACGGUCAACGCCAUCCUCACAACCUCCGAGCUGGAGUUUGACAGGACGGAGGUGGAUUUCGGGCACUGUUCCGUUUUUGAGUCGGUGAAAACCAGCGUCCUGCUCAGGAACCGUUCCCUGCUUCCUCAAGACUUUGGUUUCCUGGGAAUCCCAGAGUUUGUGGACGUGCAGCCCAACGAUGGCUUCGGCACACUUCUUCCCCUGGAAACUCUGGAAAUAGAUGUCAUUUUCAGCCCCAAGCAGGCCACAGAAUACAAAUUCCAGCUCAACUGCAAAUCCGGAAUUAACAGGGACUUUAAGCUGAGGUGCAGCGGCGUGGGGGUCCACCCGCCCCUGGAGCUGUCCCACUCGCUGGUCCAGUUUGGGGCGACGGCCGCGGGCGACGUGUCCACCGCCGUGCUGCACGUGGUCAACGCCCACACGGGCCACGGCGAUCUCGCCCGCCCGCCGCCCCGCGUCGGCAAGGGCCCCGCCUCGCCCGCGGGACCCAGGCUGUUCCAGUUCGCCGUGCCGGAGAGCUCCGAAAUCAGCAUCGCCCCCACCACGGGACGGGUCCUGCCGGGACAGCGCUGCCUGGUGCAGGUGACCUUCAGGCCCACGGUGUGUGACGAGGCGGUCCGAGAGGAGGCCGUGCGCCUGCUGUGUCAGGCGGAAGAGCUGCGCGUCAGGGAGCAGGAGAAGGCCCAGAAGGAGAAGGAGCUGGAGGACCUGAAUAAGAAGGACGAGCCGCGUGACUCGAAGAGAGGCAAAAAUCAGUCGUCCAGACGCUCCUCAGCCAAGCCGGCCCUCAAGGAGAAGGGCAGCAAGCCGUCCCCCACGCCCAAAAUCUCCAGCCCCUUCCGACCGCCCCACCCGGCAGACAUCAGGCCGGAUUCAGACGAGUUCGCUGCAGGCAAGGCGUCUCUGCUGCUUUCCUUCGCCCAGCGCUUCACCCGCUACGUCAUCCCCUGCUUCGUAUCCAACGGCGACGCCACCGACCAGCAGCUGCCCAGCGACCUGCUGUUCAGCCCCCACAACACCCUGUACCUGGAGCUGCACUGUCCGGCCGUCAGGCCCGCCAUCGCGGUCAUUUCAAACAAGGGCCGCAGAACCGUCAACUUCCACCAGGUGGCAGUAGGCCAGCGAGUCAUCCAGAAGGUCACAAUACAGAACACUUCACAGGAGUCUCUGGAGCUGAGAUCCUCGCUGCUGGACCUCAGCGGACCUUUCAUGGUUCUGAACGCCCUCCGGCCUCUGGGGCCUCAGGCCACACACUCCAUCGUCCUGAGUUUCUGUCCCACGUCGGGUAAAAAGUACCGCGAGACUUUGGACAUCAAGAGCGCCGAGACGACCCUCCGCCUGACGCUGUGCGGCGCCGGCGUGGACCCUGCCGUCACCUGCUCGCACGAGGGGAAGGUCCUGGACUUCGGAUACGCGUUGGAGAGGGAGAGCGCCUCGCGGGUGUUUAAGCUGCAGAACGCCUCCUCCCUGCAGGUGCGGUUCAGGGUUCACCUGGACAGUCUCUCUCUCGCCAGGCAGCGGGAGCAGGAGGAGCUGCCAGCUUUCCUGGCUUGCGGCUCUCGGCUGCAGCCCACUGUGGGUACCCAGAACUACAGUGGUCUUAGCGUGUUCAGCGUGGCGCCAGUAGAGGGCACCAUACCUCCGGGGAAAUCGCAGGACGUCACCGUAACGUUCCGGCCGGACCACGAGAGCCUCCACUACUCGGACAGGCUGACCGUGGAGCUGACGAAUAAGCAAACAGUGUGCGCGUUUGACCUGAAGGGGGCAGCGUGCCUGCACACUAUGUUCCUGUGUGGUGGAGACCCUCUGGGCGUGCCGGUCGAGUCCCUGGCCACCUUGCCUCCCAUCGGUGACCCGGAGGUUGCAGAAGCAGAGAAGCCCCCGCUGGCCGUCCUCCUCACGCUCAGAAGCGUCUAUGGUGAGAGCGGCGUCCUCCCGGCUGUCCGUGAGCUGGAGGUGGGCUGCAUCCGCUGCUCCCUGCCCACGGCCAAGAAGCAGAACGUGGAGUUCAGCUGGGACGGCCUGCCGCCGCUGCAGGAGCGGGGCUUCACCGUGGAGCCGGCCAGGGGAGCCGUGGAGCCCGGGACCAGGCGCUCCAUCACCGUGACGUGGGCGCCACCCAGUGGCUUCAGCCCGCAGGAGGUGGUGCGUGCGUCCGCUCGGCUGACUCUGAGAGGAGACGAGACCGAGGUGUACAGCGUCACGCUGCUGGCGGCCCUCGCGAAUGAUCAGCCGCGGGAGCAGCGGGAGCAGCGGGAGCAGCCUGCACAGCGCUCACUCACAGGAGAGAAGCCAGAGACCAUCAGUCCUGCACAGGCAAACGUGUGACAGCAUUCAGCAAGCCCUCUGUGAAAGAAACACAACUUCAAACAUUUAAAACAUUGUGAUAUUCUCCUGGUCAGUGGUAAUUUGACCAGACUUAAGAACUGGUUGGAUGGCAGGAAUGCAUGAUCAGGCAGUUUUCACUUUUUUAAUGCAAUGUGCUGCUUUUUUUGUUUUUUAGGAGCUAAAUGACAGUGGACAUCCACCACCUUUGUCACAUUUAUUACAGACUUUCAAGGUGACAUCACUACACAUUUAAUGUUUGAACACAACCUUCCUUACGUGUAAUAACACUUUAUUAACAAAAGAUGUUUGUUUUCAUAAUUAAGACGGUCAUUUGAAACCCUCAGCCCCUCCCUCUUGCUGUGAGUUGUAGUAUUGUCCUUGCUGAUUGUUCAUGGGUUUCCUCAAGUGCCCUGGUCUGUUCAGACACUGGCUUGAAGCAGAGGCUAAGCCCUGCAGCCUGGCCAGGAGCAACAAUCUAAUUCAUCAGUUUAAUACACACAUUUCUAGGCUAAGCUAGUUUUUGUCCUCCUGUGUGAAGAUUAUCAGAUUUGUGCUAAUAGACAGUAGGGUUGCAGCCACAUCCACAGCAGGAGUACUGUAGGGACAGGACCCGAGAUUUGAGAUGUAAUUUUAAACUGGAAGUAACAGCAGCAUCUCAAUAGAAUUGAGUUUGCUUGAGCAGCUCAGGGAAGCCUCGUUUUUAUCCUUAAAAACGUGCAGACCUGGAAAAAGGAACCCUGUUGUAAUGCGUAAUUGUUAGCUAUCAAGUGUCCAUUCAUUCCUUACGCAUUAGAGAAAAGGGGGUGAUUUUAAGUUCUGAGGUAAGAGUGCAACUCAUCAGGAAGGAAAUUGAGAUCACUAUGUGGUGAAAGCAGCCCUCUGGUUUUAUGUAAAUGGUAAAUGGACUGCAUUUAUAUAGCGCUUUUAUCCAAAGCGCUUUACAAUUGAUGCCUCGCAUUCACCAGAGCAAUUAGGGGUUAGGUGUCUUGUUCAGGGACACUUCGACAUGCCCAGGGCGGGGGAUCGAACCGGCAACCCUCCGACUGCCAGACAACCGCGCUUACCUCCUGAGCCAUGUCGCCCCAACAAUGUAUGCAUACCUACUGAACUGACUGUAAGGUGGGAGGAUUUUUGUGGUUAUCCAUUAACUGUUUAAACUAGUAUGCUUGAUAAAAUCCAAAUUAAAAAACAUACUACUGCUUUUAGAGAUGUGAUUAUUACAUUUUAGAUUUUUAAAUAAAGGGUGUGUAUUUAUCAUAGCCAUUGGGCCUCUGAUUAUACAGUAAAGAAGAAAUAUAUGUUGUAAAAUCAAGUUGCAAUCGUUUAGAAAGGAGAGGACUGACUUUUUUGUUUUGCAUUUUUGUAUUAGUAUGUAAAUGUGAUUAUAAGUGUAAAACUUUCUUCAAAUAAUAUUUGAGAAUGUGCAAGUAAUAAGAAAGAACACGUUUUUACAACAGCAUUGUCCCAGAAGAAACUUUCAUCUGAUUGAAGGCAUGUGGUUAUUUCUCUUUCCCCAACCAAUUAAUUUUCCAAUUCAACAGGAAAAUGACUGUCGCUCAAAAACUGUUGAAAAUGUGUUAAGAACAGCAAAAUAAAACUCAAAUACUUUUUCAAAGA
Anguilla rostrata (American eel) is the source of this 6991-nucleotide messenger RNA. RefSeq names its product cilia and flagella associated protein 74 (gene cfap74). The transcript has 39 exons. Bases 143 to 5374 code for a protein of 1743 amino acids. The record is from RefSeq and is a predicted model, not a curated record. Lineage: Eukaryota; Metazoa; Chordata; Actinopteri; Anguilliformes; Anguillidae.